This is a messenger RNA of Helianthus annuus (common sunflower), 637 nucleotides long. RefSeq lists its product as uncharacterized. NCBI's taxonomy places the organism in Eukaryota, Viridiplantae, Streptophyta, Magnoliopsida, Asterales, Asteraceae. The coding region runs from base 189 to 536 and encodes 115 amino acids. The transcript is spliced from 2 exons. The record is from RefSeq and is a predicted model, not a curated record.
ACCGAGAGCGAUAGAGUGAGAUCAGAGAAAUCGGCGGCGGUGCGGCGGCGUAAGAGUCGGGGAAACAAGACGGGGAGCCGGCGACUGAGUCUUCCGGCGAUGAUUCGCCGACGGCGACAGAGGUGUUCUGAAUCUUCUCCGGUAAACUUCCGGUAUAACCCCCAUCAUUUCCUUUUAUUUCUUGAAGAAUGAGGAUGAAGAUGAUAUUGUUUGUUGCCGACCAAUUUCCGGUUCCGAUUUGUUCAGCUGGUUCGUUUCACUCGUGGUUCAGGAUUGAUUCAGAUUUCAGGAUGGUGCAGCUUUCGGGUUCCGGGUUUGGUCCGACGGGUUUCAUUGUUAGGAGCUCACGGGUGACGUCUCGGGUUCGGUCAAACAUCGGUCAACAGAUCAGUUCGGGUCAACGGCUCGGGUCAACAGUGGUCAAGUUUCUUUCGAGUCAGGCGGCUCGGUCAGAUUCAGCUUCGGUUCGGUUGACUCGGUCAAACCGAGUCAACCCGGUCAAACCGAGUCAACCCGGUCAAACUCAGUCAACAUAGCAAGUCAACUCAGCGGGUCAACCCGGUUGACUCGGUCAGCUCAGUAAACCCUUUUCGGCGUUUCGACACGAAGACUUGGUAAAAGUUAACGACAUGUUUAC